Molecule: messenger RNA, 667 nt
Organism: Microplitis mediator
Lineage: Eukaryota; Metazoa; Arthropoda; Insecta; Hymenoptera; Braconidae
Product: general odorant-binding protein 19a-like
Exons: 6
Coding region: 109-549 (146 amino acids)
Biological process (GO): sensory perception of smell; olfactory behavior
Cellular component (GO): extracellular region
Molecular function (GO): odorant binding; dibutyl phthalate binding
Source: RefSeq, a predicted model, not a curated record
CGAUUCUUUAUACGUCGUAUGUAUUGCGAUCGAGUGUUCGUAGACAGACUCAUAUUUCUUUGAGUGCAUUAUUAAAUACUAAACUAUAAAUAUAAAUAUAUAUUGAAAAUGAAAAAUAAAUUCAUUUCAACACUCGCAGUGGUUUUUUUUGUUACAAUUAACUUUUCACGUACUGAGGCUCGAUUGAAUGUAGAGCAAAUGAAAGAAUUCGGAAAAGCAAUUGCCAAAAGUUGUGCCUCUAAAACAGCUCUCAGUAAAGAAUUACAAGAAGCUCAUCGCAAUGGAGAAUUUCCUGAAGAUGAAGCCCUGAAGUGCUAUCUCGGUUGCUACUGUAAAAUGUCAAAAAUAUUUGAUAAAGACAAUAAUAUUGAUCUAAGUUAUGUGUUCAAACAAUUGGACGCAAUGGUAGAACUACAGUACAUAGACAGGAUGAAAAAUGUUUUUACUACUUGUAAAGCUCAAAUGACAGCUACUGAGCUUUGUCAAUUGGGAUAUGAUUACGCUAAAUGUUACCGAAAUAUGGAUGCAGGAGUAUAUACAUUCAUAUAAAUAUACUUCUUAUGCGUUCAUAUAAAUAUACUUCUAUUGCACCAGUAAUUAGUAUAUUUAUUUCUUUUUAUAAAAAAUUAUAAAUAAUUGUCUCUUGAAUAAAUUUUGUUUAGUGAAA